GUUUCUCGAUUGCUUCUCACCCUCGUCUCUCGCAUUCCCCCGACUGCUCCGCCCGCAAAGUCUGGUCAAGAUCCCGUCCAGGCGCCCAUGCGCAUCUCGUUCCGUGGUUAAUUCCAUCGCUCAGAGGGGUCGGCUCGCUCUACCGAGUCCGGGGCUUCGACUACCUACAACUUGACGUGACCAUUUAUCAUUGAAAGAAACACAACCACCCCAGCAACUCUACUGCUAUAUAUCUGUGUGGUCUGAUACGAAUUGCCGUCUGCAGAUCUCAUCAAUAUCCUGCGUCGUUUUCCUGCCGAAUAUCCUAGGUUAUUAUUUACGACUUGUGCUGCGAGCAGCUGCCUCAUCAUGGUUCUCCAACCCAAACGAGAUGCCAGCCACGCCUCCAUCCGACUGACCCGAAACAUCAAGGGCCACCUCCUGUCCAACUUCAACAAAGACAAACGUCCUACAUCCAUGAAACCUGAACCCGCAACGGACGACGAACCCAUCAGCUCCAGCGAGGAAGACACCCUGAGCAAUGCCGGCCUGGACGAGGAAUCAGAGGAGGAGACCCGGCCACGAGUGUCGCGUCCCACCUUGGACGAGAAGCUCGCCAAGCGCUCACAGGAUGAAGAGCAGACGCCACGCGCCCGGCGACAAAGGAAUGAUACAAAGGACUCGAGAACGAGUACCCCGGCUACGAGUCGGAAACGAGCUUCUCAGGAGAUGACCGAUGACCCCCUCUUUUCAGCCUAUCGUGAGCUGGAUUCCGGGCAUAAACGACGCAGACAGACUAUUGCCUAUCCAUCGAGGAAAUCGCUCACUACAUCGUCAGCUUUAACGUCUCCGAAGUCAGAGUCACCGGCGGGAAUUAUUGAGGGCAAAAAGCAGAAGAACACGAAGGAUGGGGGGAAAAAGAAGGGUCCAAAGAAGGAAUUCAAGGUCCCCCGGGAUAUCAAGGACGAGAGCCCGAAGCCACAGUUUAAGCAGCCGCCCCCGAUGCCCAAUGACAUGAUCUCGAGCUCUUCGCUUGCUACCUCCUCGGCUCUCGAUGCGCUUAUUUUCGACGACGACGAUUCCUCAAUUGGGACGCCUCUCAGCACGGCGUCUUCGUCCCUAAUGAAUGAACUUUCGGAGGCGAUGCUGGACGAGACGGUGCUCACUGAGCCGUCAGUGUGUCCCUGGUGCAAAGCGCCUGUGGACCCAGGGAUGCUACUGCGAUUCCGCGCGCAGCCCAAACAGCGCAUGCGCGAGCAGCAGCGGUUCUGUGAGUCGCAUAAGCAGUCCACUGCGGAGCAAGAGUGGAAGGAGAAGGGGUAUCCGACAAUCGACUGGGAUACAUUCGACGAGCGGAUCAAUCGGCAUUUCGCGGACCUGGAGACAAUCAUGGUACCAGAAAGCACGUCCUUCUAUCGCAACAUCUUGGACACGACACUGAAGACCGGAAAGGCCAAGAACUUCCGCCUCACGCUAGCCGGAGACGGGCUGGAGGCGAUGUCGUGUGGAUAUUACGGGACGCGGGGGGCUGGUAAAAUGCUACAAGCGAUCACGACGCGAUACGGGCGGAGGCUCCGACGGCUGGCGGUCAGCGACCAUAUUGUCAAGACGGCCGGGGUAGUCCCCUACGCGCAGGCCGUGCUGGUGCCCGAGUUGGCGGUCAGACUGGUCAAGGAGGACUUGGGAGUCCCCGACGAGACGGCGCGACAGAUCCUCCGUGAGACCAUGGACCUGGGCGAGAAGCUGAACUUUGCCUUGAAUGACAAGGUGCCGGUGCCGGAGGAGAAGUUGCAGUAGGGCAAGAGUGUAUUAUUCUUCAACUAUAUUUACUUAGGACUACUAUUCGGGUUUCCUUUCUUUUCUUACUUUCGUUCGCUCUUUCUUUCUUUAUUCCUUUCUUUCUUCUUUCGUUCAUUAUGCGGGGUCGGGGUUGAUCUGCUCUGUAUAUCCCUUGCCUUCUUGACCGGCUGGCCGUGCUGCUGUUGCUGUUGCUGUUUGCUGUUGAUGUCGCUGUUUCUGAUUCUGGUUUCUGUUGUUGAUGCUGAUGUUGAGUGUAUAUACCGCGUGAUACAGUACGGCGUACCGGAUACCUGGGUGAAAUGUGGAUGGCGCGUGCUGAAGACGAGUUGACACCAUUUCUGACACCAUUGGACUCCACUCUUGAGUACCCGGUAGAUACGUACUAGUAUCUAGAUAGGUUACUCCGUACGGAGUACAUUUGUAAGAUUCCGGCCGAGGUGGAGCUGUCCCGAU
Aspergillus sclerotioniger CBS 115572 is the source of this 2232-nucleotide messenger RNA. Its product is annotated as RTC4 family protein. The coding region runs from base 349 to 1776 and encodes 475 amino acids. Lineage: Eukaryota; Fungi; Ascomycota; Eurotiomycetes; Eurotiales; Aspergillaceae. The transcript has 2 exons. The record is from RefSeq and is a predicted model, not a curated record.